AUGUCUUCUAUAAGAAGAAUUGAUGCAUGGAGUAACGACUCCUUGGAGUACUUUUUAUCUGUUGGUUUUAGUUGCGACGAGAUCUCUCUCUUCCAGUCUAACUAUUACAAUGAGAAUGUUUUUGAGGAAUUGGAAAGAGUUAAUAGGAAAAAGAUACCCUCUAUAUCGUGCUUUGAUGGGUCUAGCCAGUUUGGCACAGUUGGAACUGGGCAUAAUAAUGGAACAGUCAAAGUGUUCAGUAUGACUUCUAAUUAUGAAGAUACAUCAUUUAAUCAGAAUAUUCCUAGGACGUGUAAUUCGAUCUCAUUUAAUACAAAUAAUAAUAUUGCUAUAGCUUUAGAUAAAACCCGAAGUAAUCCCAGUUUAUUGGUAUACGAUAUUAAGGAUAAUAAAAAAAGCGUUUAUAAUAAUCUUAUCAACGAUGGGGUUUUAUCAGUGAAAUUUCUCAAUAAGAUUCCUAAUAGAUUGCUAACUGGAACACAUAACAAGUUAUUUCAAUACGACAUAAGGACACCAAGUUAUAGCAAGCCGACAUUUGAGAUUCGAACGAAAUAUACUAAUGAUAUAACAUUUGAUCCAUUGAUUCCUUACCUUUUUAGCACAUCAUCGGAGGAUGGGCUUGCAAUUUGGGAUACAAGAAAGAUUACAGGGUUGGUUGAAUUGAAUCCGAGUUUGAAUUCGAAUUUGAAUUCCCAUCUGAAUUCCAAUAAUAGUUAUGGUUAUAGUCAUAAUCAUAAUCAUAAUCAUAAUCAUAAUCAUAACGGCAAUUCAACACAACUUUCUAAUGGUGAUGCGAAUUCUGGUAUAAAUGCAAAUGGCAAUUCGAAUUCGAUUAAUGCAAAUUUGAGUUUUUUCCAUGAGAAAGUCCAUGUUUCGAAUACUUCAUCGUCUACGAUAGUUGAUUCUAAUUCUGGCAAUCAAAUUUUAAAGCUUGAUUUUUCCGGUAUGAAUGUGGAUAAACAACAGAGUUUUUGCUUUAGAUAUUCGUCUACUAAUAAGCUUGAAGUUUCGAGUUUAUAUCAUAAAUUUGAUUCUGGAAAUCAGAAAAAGAGUACAAUACGGCGAUAUUUUCUUUCAUUUGCAUCGGGUGAAGAUAAGACAGGCAAAUUGAAGAUAGAUAAGGGUGUUGAUGGCGAUAAGAGCAAGAAAAAAAUGAUUAAUAUUGAAAAGUUGUAUGUUAAUAAGGUGUAUGAUGUGAAUGAUAGGAAUGAGUUGGGGAAUUUUAUAUCGUUUGAUUAUGCUAGGAAUGGGAAUUAUUACAAUUCUACAAGCGUUGUUUGUUUGAAGAGAUCUGGAAAUGCAAUUCGGUAUUCGUUGGUUGAAGGGCAAGAUUUUUGCAAGUUUUCAGUUCGAAAUGAUAUAAUCACGUCGGGGCCAUAUGGAUUGUUUGUUUCUAAGAUUAUUGAGAGAAAUAAUAAUUAUUACCAGAGUAUAGUGAUUGGAAACGAGAAACGGAAGAAGAAGAAUUCGGGUGAAGCGAUAUUGAACAAAUUGAGAAAUCUGGGAGGCUUGAGUGAGUUGGAGGAAAUGAAGAAGAUGAAGAAGUUUGAGAACUAUAAUAUGGUUGAAAAUGAGCCAAAUCGAGAGAAUUUCAGUGUUGGAUCCAAUGAUAUGAUGAAUUCGCCAUUAUCACCAAGGGUCAAAGAAGAGACUAUAUUUCGGGAGGAAUCAUCUAGGAGCCAUAGUAGUGUGUUGGAAAAGGAUUCAUCAGUUACGAUCCGAGUGCUUGCCGAGGCUGGAUACCAGCUUGAUUUUGAAAUGAACCAGGAUAUUAUCCGGAGUAUUAAUUACGGGUCAGGGUCUGAACGAGUGUCGGAAGGAACUGUGAACGAGUUGGAAGUUGUAUGGAAAUGGUUCCAUUACUGUGAAAGAAACCGAGAACUUUUCAGCUACAAAGGGUAUGAUUUAAGCUUUUUGGGAGUACGAGAUAUCUGGGAGGGAAUUGAUGAUACGUACGGGUACAAGUACCAGCGGUUAUUGAAAAACAAGAGAUUCAACGGGACGUUCUUCUCGAAUGUGAAUCCGGAGAGUUAUUUGGAUGCGAUCAAGGGGAUAUUGAUCAAGAUUGAUAAUUUGAACAAGAACAUCUCGUCAAUAGAGAACAAGAACAAGAAGUUGCAAAGAAAGUUGUGCUUGUAUCUAUUGGAUGCGUAUGAUAGCAACCAGGAAUUUGUGCAAAAGGUUGAAAAGUUGAAGAACAACGAAGAGUGGGCAAAGGCAGCGGGAAGAGCAGUGUUUCGCGAUGACAUUGAAUCAGCCAUCCACAUAUUGAGGUCGUCGCAAAUACAAGAGUACAAGAUAUUGGCAGCGGCAAUCUCAGCGUACUUUUCGUUCAACAAUGGAGUGGAGUUGGCAGAGACCAACACCGAGUGGAAAAACCAGUGUCGAAAGUUGGCUACAGAGUUGGACGAUCCAUACUUGCGAGGAAUAUUUGCGUACAUUGCUGACAGAGACUGGUCGCAGGUUCUCGACGAGCCCUCGUUGCCGUUGAAGGAAAAGUUGAGGAUUGCAUUCAGGUUUUUAAAUGGGAAGCAAUUGAGCACGUAUCUCGAGACGAUGAGCAAGGAGAUGAGCAAGAUGGGGAAGUUGGAAGGGUUGUUGUUGUGUGGGUUGACGAUAGAUGGGAUCAGUCUCUUGCAGAACUACAUUGAUUCGAGCAACGACCUCCAGACUGCAGUGCUUCUCAGCAGCUACGGGGUGCCCAGGUACUUUGAGGACGAGCGAGUGGGAUACUGGGUGGAGUGCUAUGUGCAGUACUUGAACCGGUUGAGGCAGUACAAGUUGAGGGCCAAGUUCGACAUCAAGCGAAGGCAGUUGAGUGUGGACAGCGUGAGUGGCGAGGCCAAGGUGGUUAUCAGACCCAGGCAGUUGUUCCUCCAGUGCUUGAAGUGCAACAAGAGCGUGUUCGACAGCACGCUGGGUCUGCGUGAGAAGCAGGGCAAGCAGAGCAAGACGCAGGGCCACUACAAGUUUGCGACCCAGCGGCACGGGCCCAGCGGCGGCAGCGCAGAGAGGAUUCUGUGCUCCAACUGCAACGCGCCCUUGCCGAAGUGCGGCAUCUGCCUCCUCCCCCUCGGCUCGCUGGCGACAGACCACCGCCAGUGGGCUACCAUCUGCUUGAGCUGCCACCACGGUAUGCACUGCAGCCACGCCGAAGAGUGGUUUGCAAGCCAUGUCGUGUGCCCUGUCGCCAACUGCAGUUGCUGCUGCAAGUUCCGCAGCACGGCUCAGCCAUGA
Messenger RNA from Ascoidea rubescens DSM 1968, 3237 nucleotides. It is a transcript of the gene SEA4, whose product is annotated as Sea4p. Gene Ontology annotation, molecular function: protein binding. Gene Ontology annotation, cellular component: cytoplasm. The record is from RefSeq and is a predicted model, not a curated record. Bases 1 to 3237 code for a protein of 1078 amino acids. The transcript has 2 exons. NCBI's taxonomy places the organism in Eukaryota, Fungi, Ascomycota, Saccharomycetes, Ascoideales, Ascoideaceae. Gene Ontology annotation, biological process: positive regulation of TORC1 signaling.